Camelina sativa (false flax) is the source of this 636-nucleotide messenger RNA. Lineage: Eukaryota; Viridiplantae; Streptophyta; Magnoliopsida; Brassicales; Brassicaceae. The record is from RefSeq and is a predicted model, not a curated record.
UGGGUUUUCAUGGGCAUAUUCGCUGGUUACUCCUCGUCUCGCCUUCACAAAAUGUUCAAAGGAAACAAGUGGAAGAGAAUGACCUUGAAGACUGCAUUCAUGUUUCCCGGUAUCCUUUCUGCUAUCUUCUUUGUUCUGAAUGCCCUCAUUUGGGGAGAGCAGUCAUCUGGAGCCAUACCAUUUGGUACAAUGUUUGCUCUCUUCUGCCUCUGGUUUGGCAUCUCAGUCCCACUAGUCUUCGUCGGUAGCUAUCUGGGUUACAAAAAGCCAGCAAUUGAAUACCCAGUCAAAACAAACAAGAUCCCGAGGCAAGUACCAGAGCAGCCAUGGUACAUGAAACCAGUGUUCUCCAUACUAAUUGGAGGCAUCCUCCCGUUUGGAGCAGUCUUCAUCGAGCUUUUCUUUAUCCUGACAUCAAUAUGGCUGAACCAGUUCUACUACAUCUUCGGGUUCCUCUUCAUAGUGUUCUUGAUCUUGAUCGUCACUUGUGCAGAGAUCACAGUGGUGCUCUGCUACUUCCAGCUUUGUAGCGAGGAUUACAACUGGUGGUGGAGAGCUUACUUAACUGCAGGCUCAUCCGCUUUCUACCUCUUCCUCUACUCAAUCUUCUACUUCUUCACGAAGCUGGAGAUCACC